This is a messenger RNA of Dipodomys ordii (Ord's kangaroo rat), 1818 nucleotides long. RefSeq names its product ankyrin repeat and SOCS box containing 7 (gene Asb7). Lineage: Eukaryota; Metazoa; Chordata; Mammalia; Rodentia; Heteromyidae. Gene Ontology annotation, biological process: intracellular signal transduction. Bases 715 to 1671 code for a protein of 318 amino acids. The transcript is spliced from 6 exons. Gene Ontology annotation, molecular function: protein binding. The record is from RefSeq and is a predicted model, not a curated record.
GCAAAGUGCAUCCCGAAAGCCCCCAGUGCGGACACCCCUCGCUGCUAGCAUCUCAGGCCCGGUACGACGUGGGAUCUCGCUGUCCCGAGACCUCCUGAGUCCCCCCUUCGGUAAGGUGGGAGCCUCCGGCCCGGAGCGCGGCAGCCCCCGGCUCCGAGUCCCCCACACCCCGAGUCGGCACUUCCUCCCUGCACCCCUGUCCCUGGCUUGCCGGGGGGGCUGAGACCGGCACCCCUAGUCUACUGGAGUUGUCUGGAUGCUCCCCGGGCUGGGGCACUGAGAAGAAUCAGGAACAACCGUGUCCGGCCCUGCCCGUGGUGCUUCUUCAAUGGAGAAGUUGGUGAAUGUGGAGGGGGCUCAGAGGAGGAAGAGAAGCAGCAGCUGAGGGAGCAGGUCUUUCUGGUCUUCCUUGGAACACUGUACCACUGACUGCUUUCCGACUCCCGGGUUUGAGCCGGCUGGAGAAUUAUUGCCAAGGGCGUCUUGCCCAUCCACCCAAGAAUCAGUGGGCAGAGUGCCUCUGACCAGCCUCCUCUAUACAGAUUGAGAAGGCGCUUUGCCUCUGGAGGCUGGACACACGCAGAACAUUUUCCCACCAUGCUGUGUGAGCACCAUGGUUACUAGACAGCCCAUAGAGCAAGAGAAGGGACACUCUUCCAUGAGGCUGCUUCCUGUGACUUCAUGACGCCUUUGUGAAAAUUAGACUUUGCUAGGAUGUUACACCACCAUUGUCGAAGGAACCCUGAACUCCAGGAAGAACUGCAGAUCCAGGCUGCUGUGGCCGCUGGGGAUGUCCACACAGUACGGAAGAUGCUAGAACAAGGCUAUUCUCCAAACGGCCGGGAUGCCAAUGGCUGGACCCUACUCCACUUCUCUGCAGCAAGAGGAAAGGAAAGAUGUGUUCGGGUAUUUCUAGAACACGGAGCUGACCCCACAGUGAAGGACCUGAUUGGAGGCUUCACCGCUCUUCAUUACGCAGCCAUGCAUGGCCGGGCCAGGAUCGCGCGCCUGAUGUUGGAGUCAGAAUAUAGGAGUGACAUUAUUAAUGCAAAAAGCAACGAUGGCUGGACUCCCCUCCACGUGGCUGCCCACUACGGUAGGGACUCGUUUGUCCGGCUCCUCCUGGAGUUCAAGGCCGAGGUUGACCCACUCAGCGAUAAAGGUACCACCCCCCUUCAGCUCGCCAUCAUCCGUGAGAGGUCAAGCUGUGUGAAAAUCCUCCUGGACCACAAUGCCAACAUUGACAUUCAGAAUGGUUUCCUGCUGCGAUACGCCGUCAUCAAAAGCAACCAUUCUUACUGCCGGAUGUUCCUUCAGAGAGGAGCAGACACAAACUUGGGGCGCCUAGAGGAUGGGCAGACUCCUCUGCACUUGUCCGCCCUGCGGGACGAUGUUCUAUGUGCACGGAUGUUGUAUAACUAUGGCGCAGACACGAACACAAGGAACUAUGAAGGUCAGACCCCACUGGCUGUUUCAAUAAGUAUUUCGGGAAGUAGUCGGCCGUGUUUGGAUUUCUUACAAGAAGUCACAAGACAGCCCAGAAACUUACAGGACCUGUGUCGAAUUAAAAUUCGACAAUGUAUAGGCCUUCAAAACCUGAAGCUACUUGACGAACUGCCCAUCGCCAAGGUCAUGAAGGACUACUUAAAACACAAAUUUGAUGAUAUCUGACAGGCCACAACUGUGAGCAAGAUGAGGAGUUCAUGUUCCAGAUACUUAAAAGGCGCUUUUUUUUUUUUUUUUUUUUUGCCUUGCACAAAGUAUAUCCUAUGCAAUUUCUGAUUUGCUAUGAAAUCAGAAAGCAGGUAUACACAUCGG